Chiloscyllium plagiosum (whitespotted bambooshark) is the source of this 3592-nucleotide messenger RNA. The record is from RefSeq and is a predicted model, not a curated record. NCBI's taxonomy places the organism in Eukaryota, Metazoa, Chordata, Chondrichthyes, Orectolobiformes, Hemiscylliidae.
AGCCACAGGUGAGAUUCCGGAAGACUGGAGAGUAGCGAAUGUUGCAGCCCUAAUUCAAGAAGGUGUGCAAAGAAAAGCUUGGAAACUAUAGACCGAGCAUCAAAAUCUGGGAGUGUCUUUCAACAAUAUGGCUGAAGGUCCAAACAGGGAAGAAGAUCCAGUGUCCUCGACUGAAGUUGACAUAGACACAGAUCCAAACUCCACAAUCAUGAAGUUCUUGGUAAAGUGUGAGGAUUACCAGCUGUUCCAGUUCACAAAGUUCUUCUGGGACAGACUAGAACAAGCAAUCAAAGAUUGUGUGGGUGGACUCAGUUCAUUGUUAACCUACGAGAGGAUUUUCAGUGGACAAGAGCAUCAGAAAAUCAUUGAGCUUGUGGAGAAGCAUAUGUGUGCAGACAGUUCCAAACUGCUCCUAAAUCUGGUGAUGGAGAAAGGAUCUCCUGCCCGAAGGGUGAUGUGGAAGUCCUUCGUGAAAAUGCGCCAUGUGGUACCAAAGUUGGACAAAAUACUGAAACAAAUACAAGAGCUUGGCUUGAAUCCAUUUGAUACGGUGAAACUUACCCAAAGUUUGUCCAAAAUACCCAAUCACCUGAAAGUUCUUCAACAGAAACACAAGGAGACGCUACAGAUCCAAACAGAAACGCUGAGAGUGAACACGAUCCAAAUAAAAGAGAAAGUGAAGACUUUCCAGCUGGUUGAUCGGUAUGCUGAGCUAACGAUCAUUUCUACUGUUCGGGAUCGAACCCUUGUAGAACAUGAACUGCUGGCAAGAGGCCGAGACCAUGAAGAGUGGAGAGAGAAACACCUCUGGAGAGAACUGGAAAAAAUCCAAACUGAUCAGUUGUUCCAGAGCAACUUUUCCCAGAAAAAGUUCACUUCUGGGAGAACAGUGGCAGUGAGUGGGGUCCCAGGGAUUGGAAAAACAACAAUGCUCCAAAAGAUAGUUUAUGACUGGGCCACCGGGAAAAUCUACCAACACUUUCAAUUUGUUUUCUAUUUCAAGUUCCGAGAUUUGAACACUAUUAACUGUAGUAUAAACCUGAAGAAUCUGAUACUGGAACAGUAUCCUUAUUUUCAGAAUGUUCUGGGAAAUCUUUGGAAGAACCCAGAGAAUUUACUGUUUAUAUUUGAUAGUUUGGAUGAAUUCAGGGAGAGGAUAGAUUUUUCUGACAACCUGAGGCCUCAGUCUGUAUGCACAGAUCCCGAAUAUUGGUGUGAAGUGUCUGACAUUGUGUACAGUUUAAUCCAACACAAGCUGCUUCCAGGGUGCUCAGUGUUGGUGACCACUCGUCCGACUGACUUAGUUUUAUUGGAAAAGGCUGAAAUCAGUAUGUGGGCUGAAAUCCUGGGAUUUGCUGAUGAUGAUCGGAAGGAAUAUUUCAACAAGUUUUUUGAAGAUCAGACAGUGGCAGCAGCUAUUUAUAACCACCUGAAGGAGAACGAAAUCUUGUACACCAUGAGCUAUAACCCUUCGUACUGCUGGAUCCUCUGUCUAUCACUGGGUCCCUUCCUUGCACAAUGUGACAGGAAAGAACAAAAAGUUCCCAAAACCAUCACCCAACUGUAUUCCUACUAUAUUUACAACAUUCUGAAACACCAUGGCCGAGAGAUUGAAAACCCCCGUGGUGUGUUACUGAAGCUCGGUGAGAUGGCCUUCAAAGGAAUCUCUGAGAAAAAGAUUGUCUUUAGAAAUGGAGAGUUGAUCCAAUACGAUCUACAACCUUCUCAGUUCCUGUCUGGGUUCCUGAUGGAACUUUUGGAGAGAGAUGAUUCAGUCCAGAGUGUGAUUUACACAUUCCCACACCUCACCAUCCAAGAGUUUGUAGCUGCACUUGCACAAUUCCUGACUCCAGAUCCCACGGACAUUCAGAAACUCCUCAGCAUUGCUUACAGUGAGGCAGAUGGCCGUUAUCAGAUAUUUCUCCGUUUUGUUAUUGGUCUGACCUCCCCACAGUCAGCUUGCCCCCUGGAGGAAUUUCUGGGUCCAUUUCUUCAUCAGACAACCUGCCGAGUGAUUGACUGGGUGAAGGAGAUGGCUGAAGGACAGGUUCGAAAUACAAGGAGCAACACUGGUAAAAGGGACUUUCUGAACAUAUUGCAGUACCUCUUUGAAUCUCAGAAUAAAGCAUUAGUUUGGACCACAGUGAGAUCCAUGGAAACACUCGCAUUUAGUAGAUUGCAACUGACACCAGUUGACUGCUUUGUUCUGUCACAUGUCAUUGGACUAUGUGAAACAAUAAAACUUCUUGAUCUCGAGAACUGUUAUAUUCAGCAUGAAGGACUGCAGCGACUGGCCUCAGUACUGUACAAAUGCAGGGAGCUGAGAUUGAGGAACAAUGAUCUGGGGAAUCCAGCAGUGAAACUGUUGUCUGAAGCACUGAGGAGCUCAGAUUGUCAAAUAGAAAAACUGCAGCUGAAUGAUAAUGACCUCACCGCUUCCUGUGCCCAGGAUCUUGCCUCAGCUCUCAGUACAAACCAGUCAUUGAUAAGUCUGAAUCUGGGUGAAAAUAAAUUAGGAGAUUUUGGAGUAAAACAACUGUUUGGGGUUCUGAGGAAUGUGAACUGCAAACUGCAGGAACUGGUGCUGCAUGAUAAUCAUCUCUCACAUUCUUGUAUUGAAGAUCUCACCUACGCACUCAUUACAAAUCAGUCAUUGACUGUUCUAAACCUUGGUAACAAUAAACUGGGAGAUACAGGAGUGAAACUGCUAAGUGUGGCAUUGAAUAACCCAACUUGCAAAAUUCUGGAACUGGGUCUGUGGGGUGCCAGUCUCUCAGAUUCUUGUACUAAGGAUCUUGCAUGUGCUCUCAGUACAAACCAGACACUGACCACUCUGAAAUUGGGAACGAAUCUCUUCACAGACCAAUCUGUCCCAGCCAUCAGCCAUCUCAUUCUGAACUGCAGGAGUUUGGAGCGGAUUGAACUGUGGGAAAACCAAUUCACUCCAACUGGAAAGAGACACCUAGAGUCAAUGCGGGAAUCCAGGCGCAAACUGAAGGCAGAUGUGAAGUGGAUUUUCCAGGUGUGAUGCAGCUGGCCAGACCAUUCAGAUUUAAGCAAAACCGAAUUUAUUUAAAGACUGCAAUUGAAAUGCGAACAAAACAAAAUGGACUUAAGUAUUUGAAAACAUAACAGACGUAAUGCAGUAACUAUUAUUAAUUAACAGCUUCUGUACAGCAACAUCCCACAAACAUACCUCUUGGCAAAAAAGUCAAUUCAAACACAGAUUCUUACUGGCAGGAGGGAAUAACAUCCAAAGAGAUUUCAGAAGAAGGUCAAAGGAGUUCUUUACUGAAGCUUGCCAACUCCCCUCGACUUGCACAUCUUGACAACUGCUACAGCUGAAACAAACUAGAAAAACCUGCACUGGGAGAACUGGACACUCCCUUUCCAUUGUUAAUCCAGCCUCUUCCUAGAUUCUUUGACACCGAUGCAUUUUUGACCUCUCCGGGAAAAAAAGGACAAAAUAACCUUUUUAAAGUGAGAACAUCGUCUCGCAUGGGAGUGUAGUAGAUUCAGAGGUGACCUGAUAAAAGUUCAUAAAAUAAUAGAAGUAUUGAUAGAGUUAAUGGUAGUUGUCUUUUCCCUAGAA